AGGGGAGGGGAGGGGAGGGGAGGGGGGAGACGAGGAAGGAAGGAGGAAGCGGAUGGGGCGGGCGUUCGUUCACGUGAUCCUGGGCGGCGGCGUGGCCGCGGGAUACGCGGCGCUCGAGUUCGCCCGCCGCGGCGGCUACUCCCGCGGCGAGCUCUGCAUCAUCUCUGAGGAGACGGUUGCUCCUUAUGAACGGCCAGCACUAAGCAAAGGCUAUUUACUCCCAGAAGGUGCCGCUCGUCUUCCAGGGUUUCAUACUUGCGUCGGUGCCAAUGAUGAGUUACUGACAACAAAAUGGUACAAAGAAAAUGGUAUUGAACUUGUUCUUGGAACAAAAGUGAUAGCCGCUGAUGUAAGGCGGAAGACAUUGCUGACAGCCACUGGAGAAACUAUCAGCUAUAAGAAUCUUAUCAUUGCAACUGGUGCUCGGGCUUUGAUGCUGGAAGAGUUUGGAAUUAGUGGGUCUGAUGCUUCGAACAUAUGUUAUUUACGUAGUCUUGAUGAUGCGGAUAAGUUAGAGAAUGUGAUGAAAACAUGUCCUGGUGGAAAUGCUGUCGUCAUUGGUGGUGGCUAUAUAGGAAUGGAAUGCGCAGCAGCAUUGGUUACUAAUAGGAUAAAAGUAACCAUGGUCUUCCCUGAAAAUCACUGCAUGGCCCGUCUAUUUACACCAAAAAUUGCAGAAUAUUAUGAGAAUUAUUACACUUCAAAAGGUGUUACCUUUGUGAAAGGAACUGUGCUUACAUCCUUUGAAAAAGAUUCGACAGGGAAGGUGACUUCAGUAAUCCUGAAAGAUGGUAAACACCUUCCUGCCGAUAUGGUUGUGGUUGGUAUUGGCAUCCGUGCAAGCACCAGUCUUUUUGAAGGUCAACUGUUAAUAGAGCAAGGUGGGAUAAAGGUAAAUGGACAAAUGUUAACAAGUGAUGGUUCUGUAUAUGCUGUUGGCGAUGUUGCUGCGUUCCCUAUCAAGCUUUUCGAUGGUGCUAUAAGACGGCUUGAGCAUGUUGACUCAGCUCGCAGAACAGCGAGGCAUGCUGUUACAGCCAUCCUGGAGCCUUCAAAAACUAGGGACAUCGAUUACCUACCAUUCUUCUACUCCAGAGUCUUCACAUUAUCCUGGCAAUUCUAUGGGAAUAAUAUCGGGGAGGUGGUUCACUUUGGGGACUUCACAGGCAGCAGCCCAAGCUUUGGUGCAUAUUGGGUUGAUAAAAGCCGGAUUAGGGGCGCAUUUCUUGAAGGUGGAAGUCGAGAUGAAUACGACGCAAUAUCGAGUGUUGUUCGGCGUAAAGUUAAGGUUACAAACAUUGCUGAACUUGAAAAACAAGGUCUGAUGUUUGCCAUUCAGGAAAGCCAGAAGGACUUACCUGACGGGGGUCUUGCUCUCUGUGAAAAGCCUAGCUACAUAUGGCAUGCAACGGCUGGUGUCAUUGCAGCUGCGUCUAUCGCUGCAUUUGGUUAUUGGUACGGCAGGAAGCGCCGUCGGUGUUACUCGGAGGGAGUCCUGUAUAACCUGAAUCAGAGCAAAUCCUGUACAACCUGUAUGAAACCGAUGGCCCGCGCGUUCGAGCACGUGAUCCUGGGCGGCGGCGUGGCCGCGGGCUACGCGGCCCUCGAGUUCGUCCGCCGCAACGGCGACUCCAGCCAGGAGCUCUGCAUCAUCUCCGACGAGCACUUUGCUCCUUAUGAACGUCCUGCAUUAAGCAAAGGCUAUUUACUCCCACAAGGCGCGCCACGUCUGCCGGCAUUUCAUACUUGCGUUGGUUCUAGCGACGAGUUACUUACUGAAGAAUGGUACAACGAGCACGGUAUUGUACUUAUUCUUGGAACAAGGGUGGUUUCUGCUGAUGUGCCGCGGAAGACGUUGCUUACAUCCAGUGGAGAAACCAUCAGCUACAAAACUCUUAUCGUUGCCACGGGUGCUAGGGCCGUGAAGCUGGAAGAAUUUCGAGUGAGAGGUUCAGAUGCGAGGAACGUCUGUUAUCUGCGCAACGUGGAUGAUGCAGAUAAAUUAGUCGGUGUAAUGGGAUCAUGUCCAGGUGGAAAUGCUGUCGUCGUCGGUGGUGGAUACAUAGGAAUGGAAUGUGCAGCAGCUUUGGUUAACAACAACAUAAAAGUCACCAUGGUCUUCCCUGGAAAACAUUGCAUGGAUCGUUUUUUUACACCCAAAAUUGCUGAGUUUUAUGAGAGCUAUUACACUUCAAAAGGUGUUGCUUUCGUCAAAGAAGCUGCAGUUACAUCCAUGCAGAUAUCGGCUGGGAAGGUGACCGGAGUGCUACUAGGAGAUGGUAGGCGGCUUCCUGCUGAUAUGGUCGUCGUCGGCGUCGGCGCCCGCGCGAACACCGGACUGUUCGACGGCCAGCUGGCCAUGGAGAAGGGGGGGAUCAAGGUGAACGGACGGAUGCAGGCGAGCGAUCCUUCUGUUUACGCCGUCGGCGAUGUGGCCGCGUUCCCCGUCAAGCUCUUCGGCGGCGACGUCAUCCGGCUGGAGCACGUCGACUGCGCGCGCCGGACCGCGCGGCACGCCGUGGCGGCGAUCCUGGACCCCUCCGGAUCGGCGGUGGGGGACAUCGACUACCUGCCCUUCUUCUACUCCAGGGUCUUCUCCCUGUCGUGGCAGUUCUACGGCGACAACGUCGGGGAAGCCGUCCACUUCGGCGACCUCGCGCCCGGCGACGGCAGCGCCGCCCCCAAGUUCGGCGCGUACUGGGUCCGUGAGGGCCGCAUCGCCGGCGCGUUCCUGGAGGGCGGGAGCCCGCAGGAGAACGAGGCGGUGGCGGCCGUCGUCCGCCGCGGGGCCACCGUCGCGGACGUCGCCGAGCUCGAGAGGCGAGGCCUCGCGUUCGCCACCCAGGCCACCGGCGGCGGCAAGCCCAGCUGCGCGUGGCACGCCACGGUGGGCGUCGCCGCGGCCGUGUCGAUCGCCGCGCUCGCCUGCUGGUACGGCUGGCAGGCGCCGUACGUGCUGAAGCGAGACUUCUGAAACCUGGACCCCAGGAAAACCGAUCAUCACUAAUUCACUACCCAUGUAAUCUGCCGUGAAAUGUUCAAACUUGUCCAAAUCAAUCCACGUAUUGGUUGUACUGUUGUCCGUCGCAAAAGAUGAGGUCAAUGACGCAGAUUAU
This is a messenger RNA of Oryza brachyantha (malo sina), 3116 nucleotides long. RefSeq lists its product as uncharacterized. Lineage: Eukaryota; Viridiplantae; Streptophyta; Magnoliopsida; Poales; Poaceae. The record is from RefSeq and is a predicted model, not a curated record. Gene Ontology annotation, molecular function: oxidoreductase activity, acting on NAD(P)H; flavin adenine dinucleotide binding. The coding region runs from base 53 to 2974 and encodes 973 amino acids. Gene Ontology annotation, cellular component: cytoplasm. The transcript has 15 exons.